AUGAUCUUUGUUACUUUUAUUCCUUCAGAAACAUUAGAUUUGAGAAAAAAUUUAUUAACACGAUACAAUCGUAAUUCUCCAAAAAAGUUCUCUGAAAUAUGCGAACAUAUUGAAAAUUUAUUAAUUAGACGUUACCCUCCUCCUCCCCCGUCAGAAAAGAUUACUGAUAAUAAAGAUCCUAAUGAUUUCAGAGAUUAUACAUCGGAAAAGACACCUUUAAGGGUGAUCAAUUUUUACCAGGAACAACAUGAAAAACAAACUGUGGAAUUUGUUAUUGCUCAACGUAAGAAAUAUGGAAAGUUGAGUACAAAUUUCAUCGGAAUAUGGGAGGGGUUGGAAUUGUUGAAUAGUCUGACGGAUAAUUCUGAUCCCGAUACAGAAUUAUCUCAAAUUGAGCAUUGCCUGCAAACCGCCGAAGCUUUGAGGCGGGAUAAUCAUCCAAAAUGGAUGAUUUUAACCGGGUUAAUUCACGACCUGGGAAAAUUGUUAUUUUUCUUUGGUGCAGAAGGUCAAUGGGAUGUGGUCGGUGAUACGUUUCCUGUCGGAUGUGCGUUCUCACCAAAAAUCAUUUUCUCGAAUCUAUUCUCAAAGAAUCCGGACUAUCACAAUGAGAAGUAUAACACAUUGUAUGGUAUAUAUUCUCCCAAUUGUGGGCUUGACAACGUUUUAAUGUCGUAUGGACAUGAUGAGUACUUGUACCAGGUCGUCAAGGAUUAUCUCCCCCCUCAAGCAAGUUAUAUUAUCAGGUACCAUUCGUUCUACUCACAACACAGGGAUGAUGCGUAUCGACACCUGAUGAAUGAAUAUGACUACGAGAUGAUGGAAUGGGUUAAAUUAUUUAACCCAUACGAUUUAUACUCAAAAAUAGAUUGUCCACCAAACGUGGACGAACUCAAACCCUACUACAUUCAAUUAAUUAAUGAGUUUUUUACAGAGAAGAUUCAUUGGUAA
Entrophospora candida is the source of this 951-nucleotide messenger RNA. The record is from the annotation of a GenBank genome assembly. Lineage: Eukaryota; Fungi; Glomeromycota; Glomeromycetes; Entrophosporales; Entrophosporaceae.